This is a messenger RNA of Encephalitozoon cuniculi GB-M1, 672 nucleotides long. Its product is annotated as exosome non-catalytic core subunit RRP4. Gene Ontology annotation, molecular function: RNA binding. Gene Ontology annotation, biological process: poly(A)-dependent snoRNA 3'-end processing; nuclear polyadenylation-dependent rRNA catabolic process; CUT catabolic process. The record is from RefSeq and is marked provisional. The coding region runs from base 1 to 672 and encodes 223 amino acids. Gene Ontology annotation, cellular component: nuclear exosome (RNase complex); cytoplasmic exosome (RNase complex). Lineage: Eukaryota; Fungi; Microsporidia; Unikaryonidae. The transcript has a single exon.
AUGAAGACUUUGCUUCUUCCUGGAGAGGAUGUACUAGAGUCUGAGGGGUACAUAAGGGGCCAUGGAACACAGCUUAGAGGAAGCUGCAUAGCGUCGACCUACUUUGGAAGGCCCCGGAUUACCAACAAGCUUGUCACUGUUGAUCCUAUGUUUCCCCUGAAGUACAGUCCGGAGGUUGGAGAUGUUGUUGUGGGCAGGGUUAUUGGAAUCCAUAACAAGAAGUGGAAGAUGGAGCUGAACAGCAAGGCAGACGUCUACCUGGGGCUGUCUGCCAUCAACCUUCCCGGAACGGUUCAGCGCCGCAAGCAGGAGUCUGACGAGAUAUCCAUGAGGGACUUUUUUGAAAUCGAUGACCUGGUCGUAUCUGAGGUACAGAAGGUUGGCAGAAAUGGUGUUGCAGCGCUGCACACAAGGAGUGACAAGUACGGGAAACUUGGACCAGGGCUGCUGGUGUUUGUGCCCCACUUUCUACUAGAGCCCCUUAAAACCAGAUUUCUUUCGAACGGCAGCGUCGAAGUCAUUGUUGGAUGUAAUGGCUACAUCUGGGUUGGGAGAGGAUGCAAAGACUCCUCUACAUUUACAGAAAUAACCAGUGUUGUCUCUGGAAUAAAGGCGAUGGUAUCGCAAAACAAACGCGUCAAUGUGGAGAGAUUGCUUAAGAAAACACCGUGA